AUGAAGACAACAGACGCUAUAGUCAAUCCAAAAGAUGCCGCAGAACAGCAUUCCAUAGGCCAAAAUGAGACCGCCUCUCUGCAACUGGACCCAGAGAGGCUAACAGGCUUCUUGGAUUUCUGCAUGAAGCAAAGUAAUUAUGAUACUUUGAGCCGGGUCAUUGAACAAGUAGCAGUGAUAGACGAUGGGGAAGUGGAUCUCCUGAGGGUGAACACAGCACCAAAAAGAAACACAAAACACAAGAAAACCAAAAAAGCAUUCAAAACCAAUGCUCACAAGAAAUGGGAGAUGACUGUAGCCCAUUUACUGAUCCCCAAAAUGUUUGGUGCCAAAGAUUCUUUUUGGAAUGCCAUCCAGGUGUUGCACCCCUUCCUCAAGGUGAAUUUUGCAGCAGACUAUGACUGUUAUUCCAGAAUGUUUCAAAUAUUUGCCAGUAAAGAUGAAAUCUCAAAUCUGAACAUGCCUAACCCUGAUAAUAUGAAGCUAGAUGCGCUGGCUUUUUGGAGCAGUCAUCAAAACACACUUCCCAUCUCCAGCAAAUUGGCAAGGCUGGUGAAAUGGGAAGGUUGCCUAGAUGCUGAUGAAGAAAACGUGAAUUUUGCCAGAAGGGAUGAGCUUAACCAGACCCACAGCGAGGAAAAAGAGGAACAAGAUGCCACCAUGACCCUUGAGUUUAAUGUCUCCCACCAGGAUCCAGGAUAUCAAUCCAAGGCUCACAUGCAAGGUGCCCAGAUCAAACUGAUCACCACUUGGGAAGCUGGAUGGAAUGUUACCAAUGCCAUUCAGGGAAUUUUUGUUCUAGGAUUGCCAUAUGCUCUUCUCCACAGUGGAUACAGUGGGCUGUUUCUUAUUAUCCUGGCUGCAAUGUUCUGCUGCUAUACUGGCAAAAUUCUAAUCGCUUGCUUGUACGAAGAAAAUGAAGAUGGGCACCUCAUAAGAGUGAGAGACACAUAUGAAGACAUUGCUAAUGCCUGCUGUAAAAAGCGAUUUCCCAAACUAGGUGGCAUAGUUGUCAAUGUGACCCAGGUGAUGGAACUGAUCAUGACGUGCAUUUUGUAUCUGGUUGUUAGUGGGAACUUGCUGUCACAUAGUUUUCCAUAUUUACCAGUGACGGAGAAAACUUGGUCUGUAAUUGCGUUUGUAACAUUGCUGCCUUGUGUGUUUAUCAAAACUCUCAGCAUUGUUUCCAAACUCAGCCUGCUUUGCUCCUUAGUCCAUUUCAUUAUCAUCUUCAUAGUGAUGAGUUACUGUCUGACACAAAUACAUCAGUGGUCUUGGACAAGAUUUAGACUCUCCAUUGAGUUUGAGGAUUUCCUGGUCUCAGUGGGGGUGAUCAUUUUCAGUUACACUUCACAAAUAUUUCUUCCUACUCUUGAAGGGAACAUGAAAAACCCAAAGGAAUUUAGCUGUAUGUUGAACUGGACUCACUUUUUUGCUUGUCUCUUCAAGACAGCCUUUGCACUGACUGCAUUCCUGACCUGGGGUGAAGAGACAAAGGAAGUUAUUACUGACAACCUGCCAGCAUCCCUGAAAACCCUGGUGAAUUUGUGCUUCUUAGCCAAGGCUCUUCUGUCUUACCCAUUGCCCUUUUUUGCAGUCACAGAAAUACUGCAUGCUUGCAUAUCUAGCAGUAAUCAUUCUGAUUACAGAGCCCCUCUGUUUAUUGUAGUUUUAAGAGGCUUGGCCCUCUUGUUUACUCUGCUGAUGGCCAUGUUCAUACCACAUUUUGCUCUGCUGAUGGGUUUAACAGGCAGUGUAACAGGUGCUGCUAUGACUUUUCUUCUUCCUUCUCUUUUCCACUUAAAACUUAAAUGGGGAACGUUAGCGUUCCUGGAGAAAGGUGCAGCCAUUUCUCUUUUUAUUGUGGGUUUCCUUUGCAGCUUAGCAGGUAUAGUCUGCUCAAUAAAAGGGCUGAUUGAAGCAGUUGGAGGAAUGUAG
Messenger RNA from Trachemys scripta elegans, 1938 nucleotides. RefSeq names its product vesicular inhibitory amino acid transporter-like. NCBI's taxonomy places the organism in Eukaryota, Metazoa, Chordata, Testudines, Emydidae. The coding region runs from base 1 to 1938 and encodes 645 amino acids. The record is from RefSeq and is a predicted model, not a curated record. Gene Ontology annotation, molecular function: amino acid transmembrane transporter activity. Gene Ontology annotation, biological process: amino acid transmembrane transport. Gene Ontology annotation, cellular component: vacuolar membrane. The transcript is spliced from 4 exons.